Molecule: messenger RNA, 1104 nt
Organism: Hyposmocoma kahamanoa
Lineage: Eukaryota; Metazoa; Arthropoda; Insecta; Lepidoptera; Cosmopterigidae
Product: serine protease snake-like
Exons: 9
Coding region: 265-1104 (279 amino acids)
Biological process (GO): proteolysis
Molecular function (GO): serine-type endopeptidase activity
Source: RefSeq, a predicted model, not a curated record
UUUGGACAACGCAAACAAUGCAACUGGUGUGAACAAAAUACCGUUCCAGACGUCGAUCCGAUUCCUACAACCACACAGAAACCCGAUUGCACCGGUUUAAAUGAGGUACCGGAAACUUGUAUUCCUUUCAACCCACCGAAACCUGAUUUCAACGUUCCCGGACAACGAAUUAGUGCCACUAAAUGUAAGGAAUACAUUUGGGAUUCUGAAGUCAGAUCUAAAAGAACGGAGCGGCAAAGAGAAUGCAAAAAUAUUUUAACCAAAAUGGAGCAAUAUAUGGGUUUUGGAAGACCUAUGAUAAUUGGAGGACGGGAGGCAUCAAUCGAAGAAUUUCCUCAUAUGGGAGCAAUUGGAUGGAAAGGCGUUGAAGAUGAAUUUCAAUUUGUUUGUGGAAGUUCUCUUAUUAGUCCGAGAUUUGUUCUAACAGCUGCGCAUUGUACUUAUUACUCGUCCCGAAUGGUUGCUCACCCUGAACCUAAAUUGGUUAGAUUUGGUACUGAAUACCCAUCGCAAGCAGGUUUAUUUUCAAUUCACGACUACCACAUAUCGAAGAUUAUACGUCAUCCUCGAUAUAAGUCCCCGCAGAAAUAUUUUGACAUAGCCUUACUGGAACUUGCGGAGGAAGUUUUUUUUUCGGCACAGGUCCAGCCAGCUUGUCUUUGGACUGAUGAUAUCACGUUUAACAAGGGAUCUAUCUGUGGAUGGGGAGUGACAGCUGAAAGGCAAGACAAUCAGAAACCGCGUGGCCUUAUGAAGGCAGCCGUGAACGUCAUAAAUUCACAAACCUGCGACACUCUGCUAAAGCCUUCAUGCAACAGGAAUUGGUGUGGUUUACAGGACCAUCAAUUUUGCGCUGGCAAGUUGGAAGGCGGAGUCGAUACUUGUCAGGGCGACUCUGGAGGUCCACUUCAAGUCAGCAUACCGCUACGUAACCCAUCGCAGGGUUACAUGUACCAUAUAGCCGGUAUUGUAUCGUUUGGCGUUGGAUGUGGCCGAGAGAAAAGUCCAGGUGUCUACGUUAAAGUCUCCAGCUUUCUAGAUUGGAUUGAGCCAAUAGUUUGGGGCAAUAGUACGAAUACACUUUCCAUUCCUGCGAAAAUUUAA